This is a messenger RNA of Dothidotthia symphoricarpi CBS 119687, 456 nucleotides long. RefSeq lists its product as uncharacterized. Bases 1 to 456 code for a protein of 151 amino acids. The transcript has a single exon. Lineage: Eukaryota; Fungi; Ascomycota; Dothideomycetes; Pleosporales; Dothidotthiaceae. The record is from RefSeq and is a predicted model, not a curated record.
AUGGCCGGUCUAUCGCAACUGCGUGAGCACCGCUCUACGCGCAAGACCAACAAACGAUUCACACCAACACCAACGACCAGAUCAACGCCCCACCCCCAAAACAACACAUCCGCAGCAAAAACGUCUAUAUCCGUACCCCCACCGCCUCCCCCAACCCAGCUCCAUGGACUCACCCUCGUAUCCGCAAUACAGCCACACAGAAGCAAAACACGCCGUCCCUCGCAACGCCCCGUCCGCAAAAUAGCACAUGCAGUAGCUACGAUACGACACGCCCCCCGCCACCCAACCGCCGUAAACGCCGCCUCGGAGACGUACCGCGGACGCUUUCCCUGCUGGUUGCUGAUGGUGCAGCGUCGUGUGAUGGCAUGGGGCGAACGAUCUACGGUAAGACACACCGUUUCGCUCGUGUCUGCUUACGUGCAUUAUCUCGCUGGGCAGGGUACGGUACGCAUAUAA